CAUUACACUCCUUUGGACAUAAAUCGAAAAUCAACCCUAACCUAGAAUCCUCUCUCUAUAUAAAAGCCCUCAUAGUUCCUCUCUUAAACCCCGGUAUUUUUUUUUUUGACAGUAAUUUAGGCAAUUCGCAGCAAAAAUGGAGGUGAGCAAAUUGAACUCUAACGUAAGUAAUUUGAGGGAGGAGCUAAUGGCCUGCUCAUUUGUGGAAGCAGUAGCUGUUCAAACCCUUUUGGCUGCUCAAAAAUCUCUGGCCUGCCUUCUGAUAGAAUCUCUGUUGGACAAUGUUGAUGGAAUACCAAAAUUGAUUGAGAAAAGGUUUCCCUUGAACGAGCUUCGUAGAAGGGAAAAGCCUGGACCUGAAAAUAAAGACGGAAGUGAUACAGAGAAUAAUGAUGAAGGUGAUGGUGAAGAUGCUGAUGAGCACGUAGAUGACGAGGAUGACGAUGAAGACUUCUCGGGUGAUGAAGAAGGGGGAGACGAUGAAGAAGGGGAUCCCGAGGAUAAUCCUGAGGCUAACGGAAAUGAUGGGAGUGGUGACGAAGAUGAUGAUGAUGGUGACGAGGAUGAGGAUGAGGAUGAUGAUGAGGAUGACGAGGAUGAAGAGGAGGAGGAGGAUCAACCACCCCCGAAAAAGAAGAAGUGAAUUAGCGGUACCAAGUA
Molecule: messenger RNA, 660 nt
Organism: Olea europaea var. sylvestris
Lineage: Eukaryota; Viridiplantae; Streptophyta; Magnoliopsida; Lamiales; Oleaceae
Product: protein bfr2-like
Exons: 3
Coding region: 137-643 (168 amino acids)
Source: RefSeq, a predicted model, not a curated record